This is a messenger RNA of Staurois parvus, 207 nucleotides long. The record is from the annotation of a GenBank genome assembly. NCBI's taxonomy places the organism in Eukaryota, Metazoa, Chordata, Amphibia, Anura, Ranidae.
AGCGAGGAAUCGUGCCCCAUCAUUGGUGUCAGUGGGAGGAAUAGCGCCGCAUCAUUGGUGUCAGUGGGAGGAAUCGUGCCCCAUCAUUGGUGUCAGAGCAAAGAAUCGUGCCCCAUCAUUGGUGUCAGUGGGAGGAAUAGCACCCCAUCAUUGGUGUCAUUGGGAGGAAUAGUGCCCCAUCGUUGGUGUCAGUGGGGAGAGGAAUAG